Messenger RNA from Dromaius novaehollandiae (emu), 2251 nucleotides. It is a transcript of the gene WSCD2, whose product is annotated as WSC domain containing 2. Bases 434 to 2113 code for a protein of 559 amino acids. The record is from RefSeq and is a predicted model, not a curated record. NCBI's taxonomy places the organism in Eukaryota, Metazoa, Chordata, Aves, Casuariiformes, Dromaiidae. The transcript has 9 exons.
CUGCUGCCGCUGGAGAAAGGGCUCCUGGAUCCGGGGAGGAGGGAGCGAGGCAGGCAGCGAGGGAGCUCUCGCCGCCUCCGUAGACUCCGUGCAAGAGCAUUCACGGCGAGGGAGAUUGGAAAAGAUGGUGGGCACCUCCCGCCGCGGGGCCGCGGUGAAGGGCGGCCGCUGAGCCCCACGUCCCCGUCCCCGUCCCGCCGGAGCCCCAGCGAGGGGCUUUCGCAUCGCCCGCUUCGCCUGCCAUGGUCCCUCCGCCGGCGGCAUCGCCGGGCCACGCCGAGGGGCUUCGCCGGGGGACGGAUAAACCGCAGCAGCCGUGACGCCGUCGGCGGGAGCCGUCUCCGUCUCCGUCUCCGUCUCCGUCUCCGUCCGGGCGGCCCGGCCGCACCCGCGCCGCGCCGCGUGCUCCCGCGCGGGGCGGGAUGAGGGCGGCAUGGCCAAGCUGCUGGUGAAGCUGCAGCGGUACUUUCGGCGGAAACCCGUGCGCGUGUGCACGCUGCUGGCUCUCUACGCGGCGGCCGGCAGCCUGCUCCUCCUGCACGCCGGCUUCGCCCGGGGGCCAGCGGCGGCGGGGGGCCGCGGGGCCGGCGAGCCCCCCGAGCUGCCCUACGCGGCGGGGGUCCCCGCGGCCCGCGGCUUCCCGGAGCCGGCGGCGGUCGAUGGGGGCCGGCGCUACGGACCCUGGUUCAAAAGCGCCUCCAAGGAGGCGGCGGAGCGGAGCAAGGCGGGAGCCGCCGGCGGGACGCGGAGCCGGGCGCCCAGGGGCCGGGCCGCCCGCGACAAGGAGGAGGACCGAGCCAAGUACAUCGGCUGCUACGUGGACAACACGCGCCGGCGGACGCUCCGCGGCGUCUCCUUCUUCGACUACAAGAAGAUGACAGUCUUCCGUUGCCAGGACAACUGCGCCGAGCGGGGCUACCUGUACGCGGGGCUGGAGUUCGGCGCCGAGUGCUACUGCGGCCACAAGGUGCAGGCGGCCAACGUGAGCGAGGCCGAGUGCGGCAUGGCCUGCAAGGGCGAGCGCGGCAACACGUGCGGCGGCGUCAACCGCCUGGCCAUCUACCGCCUGGAGCUGGCCCAGGAGUCGGCGCGGAGGUACGGCAGCGCGAUCUUCCGGGGGUGCUUCCGCCGGCCGGACAACGUCUCCAUCGCCCUGCCCGCCAGCCAGACGAUGCUCAACAUGUCCGUGGACAAGUGCGUCGACUUCUGCACCGAAAAGGAGUACCCACUGUCGGCGCUGGCCGGGACCGCCUGCCGCUGCGGCUUCCCCACGAGCCUCUUCACCCUGCACGAGCGCGAGGACGAGCAGCUCUGCGCCCAGCGGUGCGCCGGCGAGGAGUACGAGAGCUGCGGCACCGCCGACUACUUCCUCGUCUACCAGACCCAGGUGCAAGACAACCGCUGCAUGGACCGCAGGUUUCUGCCGGCCCGCUCCCGGCACGUCGUCGCGCUGGCCAGCUUCCCCGGCGCCGGCAACACCUGGGCCCGGCACCUCAUCGAGCUCGCCACCGGCUUCUACACCGGCAGCUACUACUUCGACGGCUCCCUCUACAACAAAGGGUUCAAGGGCGAGCGGGACCACUGGCGGAGCGGCAGGACCAUCUGCAUCAAGACGCACGAGAGCGGCCAGAAGGAGAUCGAGUCCUUCGACGCGGCCAUCCUGCUCAUCCGCAACCCCUACAAGGCGCUGAUGGCCGAGUUCAACCGCAAGUACGGCGGGCACAUCGGCUUCGCCUCCCACGCCCACUGGAAGGGCAAAGAGUGGCCGGAGUUCGUGCGGACCUACGCGCCGUGGUGGGCCACCCACACGCUGGACUGGCUGCGCUUCGGCCGCCGGGUGCUGGUGGUGCACUUCGAGGACCUGAAGCGGGACCUGUUCGCGCAGCUGCAGCGCAUGGUGGGCCUGCUGGGCAUCGCCGCCCGCGAGGACCGGCUGCUCUGCGUCGAGGGCCAGAAGGACGGCAACUUCAAGCGCUCGGGGCUGCGGAAGCUGGAGUUCGACCCCUACACGCCCGAGAUGCGCCACGCCAUCGGCGGCUACAUCAAGACGGUGGACGCGGCGCUGAAGCUGCGAAACCUCUCCGGGGUGCCGGACGACUACUACCCGCGGUGACGGCGCCCGGGGACGGCUCCGCUCGCCCAGGAGCCGCUCGGCCCGCCCGGCCUCCGCCGCGUCCCCCCCGGGGUGGGGGGGGACCCGCUUUCCAUUCCCCAUCUGCUGCUAGUAGCUGUGAUCGCGUCCCUGCAUGAG